UUCCGGCCCACAGCUUUUUAUGCAUCAAAUGGUUCUUUGCUUAUCAUCAUUGUCCAUUUACUCUGAGUAGCAAAAUCGGCUAACUCUACAAUGUCCAACAAGCUAGAAGGUAAAAUAGCCAUAAUCACCGGUGGAGCUAGCGGCAUUGGAGAAGCCGCCGCUCAUCAUUUCGCUGCCCAUGGUGCUCAAAUGAUCGUGAUUGCUGACAUCCAAGAUGAAUUAGGCCAAAAGGUAGUCGAAUCGAUCGGUUCCCAUAAGUGCUCAUUCAUGCACUGCGAUGUUACCGAUGAAGAGCAAGUAAAGAACUUAGUUCAAUCGACGGUCCAAAACUAUGGGCGGCUUGAUAUCAUGUUCGGUAACGCUGGGAUAUUUAGCAGCUCCACUCAAACCGUCCUUGAACUGGACUUAGCACAGUUUGACCGCCUCUUCAACAUAAAUGUCCGUGGCAUGGCUGCCUGCGUGAAACACGCUGCACGAGCCAUGGUGGAACUGAAUGUGAGAGGAAGUAUCGUUUGUACGGCGAGCGUCGCAUCUAGCACCGCUGGUGAAAUGAACACGGACUAUUUCAUUACAAAGCAUGCAGUGCUUGGGUUGAUGAGAUCGGCAAGCAAACAGCUUGGGGUGCAUGGGAUUAGGGUGAACAGUGUGUCUCCGUCUGCUGUGGGAACCCCGUUACUCUGUGGGUACUUCGGGAAGGAGGUGGAGGAAGUGGAGCAGACCUAUGAACCCUACACUCGGUUGAAAGGGGUGGUGCUGAAAAUGAAGCAUGUUGCUGAUGCCGUGCUGUUUCUUGCGUCGCAGGAUUCUGAGCUUAUUACCGGGCAUGACUUGGUGGUGGAUGCUGGUUAUCAUCUAGUCUACUAGACACCAGGUGUUCGAUUAUUUGGCGCAGUGAGCUAGGGCCAGCCACUUGAUGUUUGAUUGGUGAUAGCUCAAACAUGGCCAGCAGCCUCUCAAUAUUAUGCACCUUCGAAUUUGAUUAUGUUUUAAUGUUUUCAUAUAAAUAAAAGGUUUUUGUAUUUUAUACAUUUUAAUGCAUCAUAUAUAGUGAGACUUCUUUAAUUGUA
Messenger RNA from Gossypium raimondii (Peruvian cotton), 1067 nucleotides. RefSeq names its product (-)-isopiperitenol/(-)-carveol dehydrogenase, mitochondrial. The coding region runs from base 91 to 864 and encodes 257 amino acids. The transcript has a single exon. The record is from RefSeq and is a predicted model, not a curated record. Lineage: Eukaryota; Viridiplantae; Streptophyta; Magnoliopsida; Malvales; Malvaceae.